AUGCACGUACAGGUCAACAAGAUUUGUAGCAGUUCACUCAAUAUGCAGUUUACCCUCAUUUCCCAACAUAAAUUUCCUAAUCAACUUUGUCAAGAGAUUGAUCAAGUUUUGAGGUCUUUUUGGUGGGGAGGAUUGUCGGGGGAGAGGCAUAGGAUUGUCUGGGUUUCAUGGGAAAAAAAUUGUCGCGCUAAGAAGGAAGGGGGCCUUGGCUUUAUGAGUUUUUCAUCUUUUAAUGAGGCUCUCUUGUUAAAACAAAGCUGGAGAAAUUUGAAGAAUCCUAACUCCCUAGUUGGGCAUGUUAUGAAGUUGAAAUAUUUUAACAAUAUGUCUCUACGAACAGCUCCUCCUAAGGCUUCUGAUGUUUUUGCCUGGAAAAGCAUCCUCUCGGCAAGAGCUCUUUUUCAGUCGGGUUUAUUGUGGAUUAUUGGAGAUGGGAGGCUUUAA
Tripterygium wilfordii is the source of this 444-nucleotide messenger RNA. RefSeq lists its product as uncharacterized. Lineage: Eukaryota; Viridiplantae; Streptophyta; Magnoliopsida; Celastrales; Celastraceae. Bases 1 to 444 code for a protein of 147 amino acids. The transcript has 2 exons. The record is from RefSeq and is a predicted model, not a curated record.